Messenger RNA from Lactuca virosa, 1691 nucleotides. Lineage: Eukaryota; Viridiplantae; Streptophyta; Magnoliopsida; Asterales; Asteraceae. The record is from the annotation of a GenBank genome assembly.
AAUUGCUAAUAUUUUACUCACCGAUUUGCCAAUGACAUUAUUAUUAUAUUUAUAUCUAUAAACCACCGGUCGCAUUUCUAUCGACUUCCUCCUUCCUCCCUCUGCCCUUCAUGUUGAAUGCAAGUGUUUUGUUUCAGCUCUCUUGACAAACCCAUUAAACCCCAUUCCAUUUAUUGCAUUUAUCCUUCAAAAUCGACACAAAAUAUGGCUCCUGCUCACUCUUCUAACACCUACAUUCUAUUCUUUUGCCUCCUAACAUCUCUCUUCUCUGCCAUUAGAGCUACUUUUAACCUCACACUCCCUCAUCAACACCCUAAUCCUGAAGCUGUUGUUCAAGAAGUACAAAGGAGACUGAAUGUGUCGAUUUACAGAAGAGAAAUGCUGGACACCGGCGGUGGAUGUCUCACCGGAAACCCAAUCGACGAUUGUUGGCGCGGUAAAGGCGGCCAGAUCUACGUCGUCACCGACUCUUCCGAUCACGACGUCGUCAGCCCAACUCCGGGCACCCUCCGUUACGGCGUCUUACAAACCGAACCCCUCUGGAUCGUCUUCUCAUCCAACAUGGUCAUCAAACUCAAACACGAGCUCAUCGUCAACAGCUACAAAACCAUCGACGGCCGCGGUGCCAACGUCGCAAUCACCGGCGGUGGCUGUAUUACGCUCCAGUACGUCAGCAACGUCAUCAUCCACAACAUACGCGUCUACGACUGUAAACCAUCGGGGAAUACUAACAUACGGUCAAGUCCAACGCAUGUUGGGUAUAGAGGCAAAUCCGACGGUGAUGGAAUAUCCAUCGCUGGAUCAAGAAACCUAUGGAUAGAUCAUUGUUCUCUCUCCCACUGUACGGAUGGCUUGAUUGACGCUGUUUUGGGGUCCACCGCCAUUACCAUUUCAAACAGCUAUUUCACUCAUCAUAAUGAAGUUAUGCUCAUGGGUCAUGACGAUGCGUACAUGCCUGACAAAGGGAUGCAGGUCACAUUUGCAUUUAAUCAUUUUGGGAGAGGUUUGAUUCAAAGAAUGCCAAGGUGUAGACAUGGAUAUUUCCAUGUUGUAAACAACGAUUUCACAGAAUGGAAGAUGUACGCCAUUGGUGGCAGUGCUGACCCGACAAUCAAUAGUCAGGGAAACCGCUAUAUUGCACCACCGAAUGCAGACUCCAAAGAGGUAACGAAGCGAGUGGACACGGAUGAGGGAAAUUGGGCGGGGUGGAACUGGCGGACGGAUGGUGAUAUAAUGGUGAACGGUGCGUUCUUCGUGCCCUCAGGUGAUGGCAUGAGUGCCAUCUAUGCGAAGGCGGCCAGCUAUGAACCAAAGUCGGCCGCCCUCGUAACCCAGCUCACGAUGAACGCGGGAGUCUUUGGUGGACCCAGGGAUGAUGAUGGAAGCGAGUCAUUCACUGAUGGCACCAUCACUGGGGAUAGUGCAAGUGGGAACACGGGGAGAAGCGGUGGCGGUGGUGAUGAUGGUGACUACUUUGGGAUGAUAUUUGGUGGUGGCUCGGUUGCAGUAUCACCACCUCCGGUCACCAUGUUUUUUAUUAUUUUAGUUUUAUACAUUAUAACCACCAACAACAAUGGUGGUUUAUUUUCAUUAUUAUUAUUCUUAUAGUGAUUAAUUUGGAGAUUUUUAUUGCUAAAUUAAAAGAGCAAGAAAAAAGAAAAGGUGACAAGAAAGAUCAUCAUUUUGGUCCC